Messenger RNA from Cryptomeria japonica (Japanese cedar), 459 nucleotides. RefSeq names its product cinnamoyl-CoA reductase 1-like. The coding region runs from base 1 to 459 and encodes 152 amino acids. Gene Ontology annotation, molecular function: 3-beta-hydroxy-Delta5-steroid dehydrogenase (NAD+) activity. NCBI's taxonomy places the organism in Eukaryota, Viridiplantae, Streptophyta, Pinopsida, Cupressales, Cupressaceae. Gene Ontology annotation, biological process: steroid biosynthetic process. The record is from RefSeq and is a predicted model, not a curated record. The transcript is spliced from 3 exons.
AUGGAAAGUGUGUGUGUUACAGGAGCAGGAGGGUUCAUUGCCUCCUGGCUUAUCAAGAUGCUCUUGAGCAGAGGCUACAUUGUAAAAGGAACAGUUAGCGAUCCUAAUGAUAAAAAUUAUAAUCAUCUGAAAGAGUUGGAAGGGGAGGAAGAGAGGCUUGAGCUUGUGAAGGCUGAUAUUCUCAACCCUAAAAGUUUGAUGCAAGCUAUCAAAGGGUGCAAAGGAGUAUUUCACAUGGCUUGCCCUAUCAUUGAAGAUCUGGCAAAAGUGUUGCAGGCGGCUGUGAAGGGCACUCUAAAUGUGUUGAAGGCCUACAAUGAAUUGGGAGUGAAGGGUGUAAUCCUUACAUCUAGCAUCGGCACCAUUUACCUCAACCCCAAAAGGAAUCCGCAAGCUAUAGUCGAUGAAGACUGCUGGAGCAACCUUUAUUACUGCAUUGAAACCAAGGUCACAAACUAA